UCAGACGUCAUGCGGCGGCCGAGUGAGCACGAACUUUAAACGUGUAUCGGUGAUACGAAUUUUGUACAAUAAAUUUAUUGCCCUAAGUAAGUUUACAGACGCAUGUGGGCUUUAUCAAUUGUGUCGCGAUAGCAGUGCUCAAUGUAAGAAGAAGUCACCCGCUGUGUGAGUGAUCGCGUGCCACCCGCAUGCUAUUCAUGCUGCUGCUUCACCACCCAAUGAUUUGAAGCGGCCCACACAGCAGAGGCAUCUACGAGCCGCCUCUCGGCUACUUUACGCCGUAUAACACACCACCGUACAUAGCCGCCUACUCGGAUUCCGGCAGCUGGUUGGCGGAUCACCACCAACACCACCAGCAGCAGCACCAGCAGCACCAGCAGCAGAUGCAGCACAUCAGGUUUCCCACGCCGCCCAUCACACCGCCGCGUCCCAUCGCCGGAUACGGAUAUCGUCAGCGCACCCAGUCCGUGAUCAUGAAGGCUCGUGGCCAGCAGGACGAGCUCUGCCGCAGUCCAGUGGAGUUCCCCGACGACAGCAAGUCCUGCAGCAGCAGCAGCGAGUGCGGCACCGCCAGCGAUUUCGUAUGCAACUGGACAGAUUGCGAUAGAGUUUUCGACACCUUGGAUGCACUGGCACAGCACGUGACCCAGCGACAUGCGAUCGCCAGCCUGACAGACGGACUCUACUAUUGCCGCUGGCGGGGAUGUCAGCGCAGCGAGCGAGGAUUCAAUGCCCGCUACAAGAUGCUUGUCCAUACCCGCACCCACACGAAGGAGAAGCCACAUCGCUGUCACCUGUGCGAGAAGUCCUUCUCGCGGGCGGAGAACCUGAAGAUCCACAUUAGGUCACACUCGGGCGAGAAACCCUACAAGUGCAGCUUCGAGGGCUGCCAGAAGGCGUACUCGAACUCCUCGGAUCGUUUCAAGCACACGCGCACCCAUUCGAUGGAGAAGCCGUACAUGUGCAAAGUGGCCGGCUGCCAGAAGCGCUACACGGAUCCGUCCUCGCUGCGAAAGCACGUCAAGACCUUCAAGCACAGCAUCCACCUGAUCGCCAGCCAGCCGCUCACUCUGCCCAGCGUACCCUGUCUCCUGGAGGCCAGCAGCGAAUCAGCGUUCACGUGUCUUCCCGCUGCCAGCAGUGUGGAGUCCACCAGCUCCUCCUCAUCCGCCCGCUACUACGAUGACUCCAACAAUGAGCCCAGCGAUUACUCGCUAAAACCCAAACAGGAUGCGGAAUUCUCGCCCAGCUAUUGGCUAGGCGAUAGACAGCAUAGCUAUCUCCACAGCGAGGACUUCUUCGUUAAGAUGGACGUGGAGUCACCGCUCGACCUGCGCAUCCAUCGAAUCUGAACUGGCCAAUCGGUUCGCCUCUCGUCUCUCUUCCCCUUCUAGUCAUUGCGCUGUUUCCCAGCUCUUGUCACCACACCUAGAUUACUAUUUAACGUGAUUAAAGACUGUUGUAAUUG
Molecule: messenger RNA, 1468 nt
Organism: Drosophila melanogaster (fruit fly)
Lineage: Eukaryota; Metazoa; Arthropoda; Insecta; Diptera; Drosophilidae
Gene: sug
Product: sugarbabe
Exons: 3
Coding region: 384-1352 (322 amino acids)
Biological process (GO): negative regulation of transcription by RNA polymerase II
Cellular component (GO): nucleus
Molecular function (GO): RNA polymerase II transcription regulatory region sequence-specific DNA binding
Source: RefSeq, marked reviewed